GUGUGGUCUGUCUCCACAGUGGGACCCUGCACGGACACAAAGCAGCUCCUCCUGCAGCUCCGUCGUCACUGCUGCUCACACCAUGGUUCCUACACAUGUGAGUGUGAAAGCGCAGCAUGCAGUCGGUACACACAGGGAUGUGGGACCCUCAGCCCGUCUCUAAACAUGCCACGCCCCUCCCACAAGCCCCGCCCUCCACGCUACGCCACGCUCACGUGACCGCGGCCUCCCCGGCGAAGAGGAUCACCUUCUACAAAAGCGGCGACAGUAAGUUCGGGGGCGUGAAGAUGGCCGUCCACAAGCGCAGCUUCAAAUGCUUCGACGCCCUGCUGGACGACCUUUCACAAAAGGUGCCUCUUCCAUUCGGUGUCCGGACUGUAACCACCCCCCGUGGCAUUAACACCAUCAAACAUCUAGACCAGCUCCAGGAUGGAGGUUGCUACUUGUGCUCUGACCGGCGCCAAGCUAAACCAAUCAACAUGGAGCUUGCCAGCAAAUGCCCAAGCAUCUGGUACCAUCACAGCCGGAGGCCGCAGCGCCCCGAAACCUCCUCUGCGACGCCACCUGGACAUCUUCCCUACAGGCAGCGACGGAUUCUGCUGGUGAAAAACAGUGAACCGAGGAUGAGGAGGAGUGUGGUGCUGAGCAGGAGGUCCACCAGGAGCCUCAGGGCCUUCCUGGACGAGGUAUCUGAGGUGAUGCAGUUUCAUGUCCACAAACUCUACACCGCAGAGGGACGCAAGAUUGACAGCGUUCAGAGCCUCAUAACUUGCCCCGGUGUGCUGGUGUGUGUCGGCCGGGAAGCGUUCAGUCCACUGCUGCUGAACUGCAUCAAGAAGAGCUCAGAGGAGAAGCUGCCUGGUCUCGACAGUAGGUCCCCUGGUCUCGGUCCCAGGACUCCUGGAAAUGGAGCCCGAUCUCCUAUGACUCAAGGAGCAAGAUCUCCACCUCAUGGAGGUCAGUCCAGAGCCAGUGAGUACAGUGAAGGACAUGAGAGCAAGAAAAAUGUGAACUUUGGUCUUGAAACCAAAAAGAGCAUAAUCCACCCACGUUCUGACUCCUCAAACCGCUCCACCCGCUUCUCUUUGUCUUCAGAGAAAUCAUACGGCAAUGGCAUCAGUGCCUGCUCGCAGCCCAGAGCUGCUAUAAUGAACGAUGACAUUGAAAAGCGCGUGUUUGUCAAUAAAGACGGAAGCCUCUCUCUGGAGAUGAGGGUGCGUUUUCGACUUCACAGUGACGAGACACUGCAGUGGUCCACACAGAUCAAAAAGUCCCCUUCUCUGACCAAUGACUACUCCUCCCUAACACAGGUCCAGCCCCAUUACCUGGAAAAGGGCCAAUCAGAAACCUGUUCUGAUCCUGAUUCCAUGUCCUUUGACCCGGAGAGUGUGGAUUAUUCCAAUCAUACGCCGCAAACAUUAGAAGCAAACCACUGUCCUUGCUGUUACCAGCGACGUGAGCAGCAAUUCGACUUCUGGGAAAACCCGGCACACAAGCGCAAACAGCCUCAUCAUCAACAUAGCACUAGCCACACCCACACUGUCAUAAGAAACACAAACUCCUCCAGCUCCUCUUCAUCGUGUAACUCCAGGAGAGUGGUGCACCGCCGGGCACGGGUGUCCAGCUGUGGAGGAGGCUCAGGUUCAGAGCAGGGUCAGCUGAUCCAGGAGGAGAUGUGCGUGACGGAGAGCAGGGUAGAGGUGGAGCAGGACGGAGACACCCGAGUGGAGGUGUGCAGGGUGAGCCGGUGCUGCAGCCGCAGCGAAGUGGUCGCCAUGGAUGGCAACACACAAGCAAGUAGCAACAAGUCCGUUGAGGAUGAGCUGAUGACGGAGGAGGAGCGUCCUCCGUCUGCAGUCAGCAGCUCCUCACAUGUUCUGCAGUCACUGAAAGAGGACCAGGAUGACGAGGAUGAAGACCUGCCACCCAGUGCCUCACAGUGCUGUCACAGUAAAGAACCAUCACCGACUCAUCAGAAUAACAAGCUAUCAAGAAAAAACUCAGAGGAACAGGAUCGGAUUCCAAGCUCCAAAUCUGAAAUGAGCAGAGCCUCUUGCAGGUCGGGCAAAGACAAGAACUCAAAAGAGGAGAAAGAAGCUGAUGAUGAAGAAGAAAAAAGGGUUGGUAGUGGUUUGUCUGGAGGUUCUCAGAGAUCAGAAGCAGCAACUAUGUGCCCUAACUGUGGAGGCUGCAAACAUGGUGGCCAUGCAGCAUCACAGCAAUCCCAUCAGUCCCAUCAAGCCUCUUCAAACCCUGCUUCACCUGUCGACACGAAAGAGAAUGCUGUUAAUGGCUGCAGUGACGACGACUCAGACAAUUCAGCUGUGUCAAAGCAGUCCAACAAAACCAACCUCACCAUCAGUGGACGCUCUGCUGCAUUAUCAAACUUCCAAGAGGCCAGGACAUCCAGUGCCAUGUCUGGAACAUCAAAUCCAGCACCUGCAACUGAACAGGAAGAAAGGGCUCUUAGUGUCAUCUCAGCAACAAGCCAUAGGUCCACGAGAUCAAAGAGAAGUCCCAGCGCUAUGUCUGUCAAAUCCAGAACAUCUCACAAGUCCAACUGCAGAGAAGAAGCAGAGGGAGAGAACACAGUAGAGAGAGCUAUCAGCUCCUUGUCAGCUAAAUCUGAAGUGUCAACAAAAACCUGUGCUUCAGGCAAAUCUCAUAAGUCCAACUGUCCAUCAAGUGCUAAGGAUGUCUCCAGCACAGCAAUGGAAGAUAAUGAGAUAAACAAAGAAACUCCCAAUAAACGUUCAGAUAGUGCCCUGUCUGCUAAAUCUACCAAAUCAAAUAUUACGUCAAAAUCCGGCACUUCUCGUAGGUCAACAAGACAUGAAGAAGAAACAGAAGAGGAAGCAGUGAGCGCCAGGUCCAAUCUGUCUGUCAAGUCAAACAAAUCCCAUCAGUCCACCAAAGCUUCAGAGACAACACUUUCUCCCAGGUCAGAACCUGAGGGAGAUGGAGAGGAGAGGGCAACAAGUCAAGCGUCUGCCAGUUCAGCUGCAUCAAACAGGUCUAACUGUAAAGAGCAUGAAACUGUGACAAAUGUAGCAGAGGAAAAAGAAAAUGAGGUGGAAGAAGAAGAAGAAGAGGAAAUACAAGAGAGGGCAGAAAGUGAUGAAUCAGAAAAAGAAGAACGAGCAGCCAGUGCUAGGUCAGCUAAGUCUUAUAAGUCUAACCCCAACGGUGACACAUGUUAUGAAAUGCAUGAUAUUACCAGAGAUAGAGAAGCUAAGACUAGGACUGCCAGUGUUUUAUCUGGUAAAUCACAAGCAAAUGUGAACGGUGUGGUGGACAGAACGUCCAGUGCCAUAUCAGUGAAGUCCUCCAAGUCCCGCGUGACAGACUGCACCUCAGCGUCUCCACACAAAGAGGAAAAACAAACUGAAAACCAAGAGAGAAUUGCUAGUGCCAUGUCUGUAAAGUCAAGAUCUUCAGCGAAAUCCAAAACAUCUUACAAGUCGAGAUCUAGCAAGUACCUUACGACGGGUCAAGAGAUUGAUGAAGAGAGAAAUGAGGCAGCAGAGCUAGCUAAAUCAAGAAAAUCUGAUUCAUCAAAUCAUAAUGGAACAGCUGAUUGUGCUAUUAUUGAUACCAUUGACUUUCUUGAUCAGUACCUUUCACCCAGGAGGACACGUUCCCCCAGAAUCAACUCACCCAGUUCUCACCCAGCUGUAUCCAACAGUCCUCAAUGCCCUAGAGCACAAAAUUUGUUGUCCGGCCAAAGUGCUGGAGAGAAAAAAGGGCCCAGUGCCUUGUCAGUUCACUCCACAACCUCUACUCAAUCAGGCAGACCCAAAUGUCACUGUGGAGCAGCUUCAGCAAAUGAGGUGGACGAUGACCAGGAGAAGGCUUCUGAGCGGGCUAUUAGCUUCUUAUCAUCGUCUUCCAGACGCCAGAGGAAGGAAUCAGGAGGCACAGAGCAACCACUGAGUCGAUGCUCAUCAGGGUCAGUGUCUCUUGGGUUACCAGAAGAUCAAGAAACAGGUGACUCAGACAGUGGCAAGUCCAGUGUAUCCUUUCAUACAAAUACUGAGAGUAAGGGCAGAGUGAAGACAGCAGAUCCUGAUGUCCUGAAAAGCAAAGAGAGGUCUGCUAAACAAGAAGAUGUGGAGGAAACAAGAUCCAAGAAUAAUGCCAGCAAAAGCACAAUGACUCUUAAUCCUACAGCAGUUGAAAUCCCCACUAUCAAAACUCCAGCAGCGGGUGAAGAUGAAGAUGAAGGAGGAGGAGGAACAAAAACAGCAAGAGCAGCCACUGCACUUUCAGCCAAGAGCAGCAAGUCCUCUUGUAAGUGUAGCACCAUUCAAACAGAACCAGUAAAUGGUGACAAUCUCAAUGCCCCCAAGAACAGACCUUCAUCUUCGAUGUCAACAGCAAGUGCUAAAGUUCGGAACAAGUCCCCUGCAAGUGCCAGUGCUAAAAAUGCCAAUGUAGCAAAAACACCUGUCGAAGAUUUUGAUGCUAAAAAUCAGAACAGACCAGUUAGCGAGACUGCAGAGACAGUAAGUGUUCACUCCAAGAGUCCGUGUCGACUCAGGCCUGAAUCUGCAGCUUCAGCAAAAUCCAGAUCAAAACCGAAAGAAGACUCUGUCAAAGCUCUCAAGGCCAAAUCUACCACAGGAAGGGAUAAAGGUGCGCUGUCUCACUCUUUAUCUGCUGCUGACCCGCUGAAGGAAACUAUCGCUGUACGUCCACACAGCCAACAGAGAAGUGAGAAAAGUGAAAAGUGUCAGAGAACAAGGAACCAUAAGGAUAAGGAGGAACUGACACCCGCCUACCUUCCCAACGCCUCCCCUAAUGAGGUUGUUAGUCACUGGCUGCAGAGCAUUCCUGCAAACAGCAGCAUGCUGGGACUUGGCGAUGAGCUGGAAGAAGGUGAGCAAGAGAAGGAGGUGGAUGAGGAAAGGGAAGAGGAGGUAGCAGAAGAGGAGGACAGUCCUGAAGUUGAAAAAGUAGAUAACAAGGAGAUAACGGAGGCUGACAGGGAAGAGGAGAAACAGGGAGAAGGUAUAUGUAAUGAAGAGCAGAGUUCAAAUCCAACUCCAGGUGAUGCAUUAGGAAACUCUUGCCCAGACCAUGGCAAAUCUCUUCCCAGGAACUGGCAGUCGUCUGUGGCUGUGAUGAAAGUACUUCUGAAUUCUUCGAUGGGUCGAUGCCAGAGCAUGCCCGAGGUGUCUCCAGUUUAUGGUCGUCGACUGAGCACAUCAGCCAGAGGAUUCUUGGACUGUUUGGCUCAGCUCCAGCUCAUUGGGCCUGCAGUGAACCAACAGAAGAACCACAACCAGCAGUAUGAAGACAUCAUGGCCAUCCUUCAGUCCCUCUGGCUCACUGAACCCAGAGACAUAGAUACUGCUAAUGUCAAGGACAGUGGCCCAGAGCAGGUGACGCCUCCAAGGUCGUCAUCUGGGGUGGACAUGAGCAGUGGCUCUGGUGGCUCAGGAAAGGAGAAUAUAAACCAAGGUGGAGAAGAAACAUCUCCAGGACCAAGUACAGAUGCAGCAAAGAAACAAGUGCAGAGUGAAGAACAAAGUACAAUCCCUUCAAGUCUGGACAGCCCAAAAGCCACGGAGAACCCAUCAUCUUCAGACAAGAGCUCUGCCAACGACAGCUCCAAAUCACCCACUGACAAUGAGACAAUGGACGACACCAGUUCAGGAACACCCCCAACUGUUCUGCAUGCACCCUUGUCCAAAAGAUCAUCCCAAGACCCUGACCCAGUUUGGGUCCUGCACCUUCUGAAGAAGCUGGAGAAACAGUUUAUCAACCACUACAUCAACGCGAUGGCGGAGUUUAAAGUUCGUUGGGACUUGGAUGACAGCCUCAUCCUAAACACAAUGAUCUCCGAGCUCAGGGAAGAGGUGAGCCGGCGCAUUCAGAGCAGCAUUGAGCGCGAGAUAAGGAAGAUUCAGACUCGAGCUGGCAGAGGAGGGAGGUCACCCAGGCCACCCCAAGGAAGGAACCUCUCCAGAGACUCCACCAUGACCGAGAAGAGGCGCAAAAUGCUGAAGGUCAUGAAGAACCAAUCAUUGAAGACUGCUGACUCUCUCAGUGACGGAGAGACGACGGGUGACUUCAGCGACCAGCGUAGUGAAGACGAGUACUGCCCCUGUGACGCUUGUGUCCGCAAGAAAUUGGCCACACGGCCUCUCAAAACAAACCCAGUGGCGACUGAAGCACCGGUGAUGAUGGAGUUUGAUCUCCUCAAGAUACUUCAGCUCAAGAAAGGUCCGCUGCCCCCGCCCGUGGCUACACCGAAAUCCACAGACAUGAAAGGUGGCAGCACGAUCCAAGAGCAGGAGGAGGAGGGGAGGAAUUUAGAGGUUGUGCAGGAGGAAGAGGAGUGGGAGGAAGAGGAGGAGAAAACCAAAGAGGAUAUUAAAGCUGAGAUUGUUUUAGAGGAGGCCAUCCCAGAGGAGGACGAAGAGGUAGAGGAAGGAGACACUGGAAGGAAAGAUAAUAGUGUCCAUGAAGAGGAGCAGAAAGAGGAGGAAGAAGAGAAGGAGGAGUCUGAGGAAACUAACAAUGACACAGGUGAGGAUGAGUCAGCAGAUGAUGGAGAGAAAGGAGAGGAGGAAAAAGGAACUGAGGCGGACAGUGACAAGGAGACAGUGAAGGAAGCAAGAGCAGGUGAAGGAGAGAACACUGAGAAUGGUGAGGGUGAGGAGGACAGUGACAACGAUGUAAAAAAUGAAGAACCGAUACAGGCCAAGGACGGAAAUGACGAAGACGAGGGGGGAGAGAGUGAGGACGAGGAAGGAGCCUCAACAAAGGAGCAGGAAGUGACUGAGAGAGAAGAAGACACCGACACCUGUGUAGCAGCUGGAACCACAGGAAACGAGGAGGAGACAGGAGAACCUGGAGAUGAAGACGAGACUGUGGAGGAGGUCAAAUCUGAAAAAGAGGGUGACGAGGUGACCUGUAAGAAAACACAGAACGCUGCUUUGCUCCAUCAGUUCACCAGGACUUCUGUGGAGUCCCAGCCCGGCUCGUUGUAGGGCACUCACCCAGACUCGCCCCCCCAUACCUGUGAACACCAUCGACGCCACAUCCACAGGGGAUGCAACAAGCCAGAGUGAUACGAUGCACACCCAAGAGAAGUGACAUGGAACUCUUUUCCAUUAUACAGUAGUAGCACAACUCUGACUCUGACUCUGGUAUCAGGCACGUCGUGGUUUUCUACACAACACAAACACACAAACUAGUGACUUGUAAAGCAGUUAUUUUGGGUGUAACUGAAUCAUUAGAAUCAGUUGACUAAAAAGAUUUGUUUGCAGAAUCGUUGAAGUGUUGUGUGAACUAAACCUCCUCCCCACUGGUAGGUGGAGUAUCAAGCCCCGCUCACCAAGCAAAAAACAUUUCCACAACAGAAGAUGUAGUCACCAAAGAUAGUCCGGGUCACCAGGUCAAGGGUCGAACUGGCGACCCUUGAACCGGCGGACACCCCUGCCCGAUGGGUCUUUCGUCUCUUUCGUGAGUCGCUCGAACCAGACGUGUCCGAGCGAGCUGUAAAACCGUUCUCAUCUUCUUUGGGAGGAAUGCGUUCUAUUCCCUGCGUCCAGAAUUGUAACGCCACCCCAUGGUGAAGUGGGAUACUACAUGAACCUGACGCACGAGUAUACCAGGGUCUGCGAUAUGCGACACACGCCACCACAGGUUUAAGACUCAGAGAAACACAGAUUAUGAAGCCUAUCUUAAAAAAUGUAAGCGAACACUUGAAGCACUUUAAAACUCACACGGAUUAAUUAAUAAACCAAGUACCUCAGCAGAAGACAUGCUCCUGUUUGACACAUGAUUAGUUAUAUAUCAGUUAAUCAGUUCAUUUAUCCGUCUAUUUUGUCUUUGUCUCAUUAAGCUAGUGUGGAUUCUCAGAGGUUUGAAUGGUUCUUUAAACUAUACAUUUUUGUCUCUUUAUGUUUGUAUAAUAUUAACAUAAUAAAUAUGAAGCAAGGGCCACGCGACAGUGAUCUUAGCUAGCAUACGGACUCAAAACAAGGGGGAGGAAACAGCUGGCAUGAUUUGCGAUUAUUGCUUCUACAGAUAAUUAGCAUAUUAUAUCUUGUUUGUUCCAUGUAUUUAAACAAAAUCUUAGUUAUAAAAAGAGUCAUUUUUUCUGUGGUUCAAAUGCUAAAUUUUCUCACUAGAUUAGCUUGUUUUGAGUCUGUAUGCUAGCUCAUUAAAGCUAACGUGCUAAUGUUGAAAUAUUCCACUGAGUUACUUUGUAAUACUCACAUCUGCACCAUGUAUGUCAGCAUUUUAUGAUUUCAUCCUUUUGUUUUCCUUUUAAAACUCUUACAGUAAAUUCAACUCACUAUAUUUUGUUAAUUUCCCCGAGGGAACCUCCCAAAGGGAUUAAUAAAGUCGUCUGUCUGUC
Molecule: messenger RNA, 8374 nt
Organism: Solea solea (common sole)
Lineage: Eukaryota; Metazoa; Chordata; Actinopteri; Pleuronectiformes; Soleidae
Gene: rp1l1a
Product: rp1 like 1a
Exons: 8
Coding region: 117-6998 (2293 amino acids)
Biological process (GO): axoneme assembly; intracellular signal transduction; retina development in camera-type eye
Cellular component (GO): axoneme
Source: RefSeq, a predicted model, not a curated record